Molecule: messenger RNA, 2408 nt
Organism: Sorex fumeus (smoky shrew)
Lineage: Eukaryota; Metazoa; Chordata; Mammalia; Eulipotyphla; Soricidae
Gene: ZNF7
Product: zinc finger protein 7
Exons: 3
Coding region: 129-2258 (709 amino acids)
Biological process (GO): regulation of transcription by RNA polymerase II
Cellular component (GO): nucleus
Molecular function (GO): DNA-binding transcription factor activity, RNA polymerase II-specific; RNA polymerase II cis-regulatory region sequence-specific DNA binding
Source: RefSeq, a predicted model, not a curated record
UGGGUCUGGACCUUGAAACUGACCAGGUUCUUAAGGGGAGAGAGCUGUGCUCUGGACCAUCCCACCUCUCCAUUCUGUCCUCCCUUCCAUUCUGCAGCCAGAGCAGACUGGGGCCCACCCUGUAGUGCAUGUGCCUGAGAUCCAUAGGAGUCCAUGUCAUGGGGUGGGGGUGGGGCAGCAAUCAAGGGUUCCUGGGUUCCUGGUAUGUGUCCUUUCAGGAGGCUGUGACGUUUGGGGAUGUGGCUGUGCACUUCUCCAGGGAGGAGUGGCAGUGUCUGGACCCUGGCCAGAGGGCUCUCUACAAGGAGGUCAUGCUGGAGAACCACAGCAGCGUGGCUGGACUAGCAGGGAUCCUGGUCUUCAAGCCUGAGCUGAUUUCCCGACUGGAGCAGGGGCAGGAGCCGUGGGUACUUGACUUCCAGGGACCAGAAGGCACGGAAGUAUCCUGGACCUCCCAGACAGGUUAUGCAGUUGAAACUUAUGGUGAGCUGGCCUCAGAGGACAGGGGCAGUCUCAGAUCAGAGUCCCAGGUGGUGGGGAUCAGAACCCCGGCACAAGGUUUCCCACAGAGCCCUGGUUUUGGAGACACCUGUGAUUCUGAGGUUCAAUUAGAGGGCCUGCUGAGCAGUCCCAGGCAAAGGGUGCACCCCCUCCUCCAGAAUGACCAGGGGAACACAGGCACUGCGGCUCUCUGCAAGACCUUCACCAAGGAGGAAACCCAGGGACCUGAGGAGCUGGCUCAGCCUGAUGAAAGUGAGGGAGAGCAAGCAGAAGGAGCCACUCCAAAAUGUGAUGCGUGUGGCAGAAGUGUGAGGUGUGCUGCAGGCACUGUGGUGCAUCAGGGCAGUAACACACAAAGGAAACAGGGCCAAUGUCAGGAGUGCCAGAGACCGUUGCACUGCUGCCAGGGUGUACUCCAGAGCCACUGCCGUGGAGAGAAGCCCUAUGUGUGUGAGGAGUGUGGGAAAGUCUUCAGGCUCUGUUCCCAGCUGAACCAGCACCAGAGAAUCCAUACUGGGGAGAAGCCAUUCAAAUGCAUUGAGUGUGGCAAGGCCUUUCGCCUGAGUUCAAAGUUGAUCCAGCAUCAAAGAAUCCACACAGGAGAGAAGCCGUAUAGGUGCGAGGAGUGUGGGAAAGCCUUUGGGCAGAGUUCCAGUCUUAUCCACCACCAGCGGGUACACACGGGAGAGCGGCCCUACAGUUGUCGCGAGUGUGGGAAGGCCUUUAGCCAGCAGUCACAGCUUGUCAGGCACCAGAGAACACACACUGGGGAGCGGCCCUACCCCUGCAAGGAGUGUGGGAAAGCCUUCAGCCAGAGUUCCACACUUGCUCAGCACCAGCGCAUGCAUGCGGGGGAGAAGGCACAUGUUCUCAGAACACCAGAAGGCCCCAGCCUUGUCGCCCAUCAGAGGGUCCACACUGUAGAGAAGCCAUUCAAGUGUGAUGCCUGUGGGAAGGCUUUUCGGUGGGUCUCUCGCCUCAGCCAGCACCAGCUGACCCACACAGGAGAGAAGCCCUAUAAGUGCAACAAGUGUGCAAAGGCAUUUGGUUGUAGCUCACGCCUGAUCCGCCACCAGAGAACCCACACGGGAGAAAAACCGUUUAAAUGUGAUGAGUGUGGUAAAGGCUUUGUCCAGGGCUCACACCUAAUUCAGCAUCAGAGAAUUCACACUGGAGAGAAGCCCUAUGAGUGCAGUGACUGUGGGAAAGCUUUCAGCCAGAGCUCAAGCCUCAUCUACCACCAGAGAAUUCAUAAGGGGGAGAAGCCCUAUGAGUGUGUGGAAUGUGGGAAAGCCUUCAGCAUGAGCACACAGCUCACCAUCCACCAGAGGGUCCACACGGGAGAGAGGCCCUACAAGUGCAGCGAGUGUGGGAAAGCCUUCAGUCAGAACUCCACCCUGUUCCAGCACCAGAUCAUCCAUGCUGGAGUGAAGCCCUAUGGCUGUAGCGAGUGCGGCAAGGCCUUCAGUCGCAGCUCCUAUCUCAUCGAGCACCAGAGGAUCCACACAAGAGCACAGUGGUGUCACGAGUAUGGAAACACCCUGGAUGGCCCCAUGCAUGUGAGCCGGAAGAGAGCUAGCACUGUAAAGAAACUGCAUAAAUGUGAUGAAUGUGAGAAGAUAUUCCGAUGGCGUUCUCACCUUGUUAUACAUCAGAGAAUACAUACUGGAGAAAAGCCUUAUAAGUGCAACGAGUGUGGCAAAGCUUUCAAUCGCAGCUCAAGGCUCACUCAGCAUCAGAAAAUUCACAUGGGAUAAGUCAUUUUCCCUUAUAAAUGUGCAUUAGUGUAAAGAAACCUACAGCCUUAACUUGACUCACACAGGAUCAUUCACACUGGUGUGAAAUGAGAUUGGGGAAGAUUCAGAAUUGCUCUCUUAAGAAAGAUGAGGUUGAUUCAGUCUUUUUCC